Messenger RNA from Solea senegalensis (Senegalese sole), 3458 nucleotides. RefSeq names its product mediator of cell motility 1 (gene memo1). The record is from RefSeq and is a predicted model, not a curated record. The coding region runs from base 242 to 1135 and encodes 297 amino acids. NCBI's taxonomy places the organism in Eukaryota, Metazoa, Chordata, Actinopteri, Pleuronectiformes, Soleidae. The transcript has 9 exons.
CAAACUAACUAAACUAGCUGCUAACCGGUAAAAACACAGUGAUCAGCUGACGGAACACUGAGCUUGUUAGCCCAGCUGUCUCUGUAGUCUGGCUGCCCUUUGUCUUUACAAUCAAGUGAGCUAGCAGGCGUAGUUUCUUCCUCGGGCUCGCUCACGUCGGCUUGACCAGUUAAUUUAUUUAUUUAUUUUUCUUCGCCUGACAAGCGUGAAGCAGACCAAGAUAGGCGGCUUGGAAACCAAGAUGUCGAACCAAGUGGUGUGCAGAGAAGCAACUCAUUCCGGGAGCUGGUACUCUGCUUCGGGUCCUCAGCUGAAUGGACAACUAGAGGGGUGGCUGUCCCAAGCGCAGUCCACAUUCAGACCUGCUAGAGCCAUCAUAGCGCCGCAUGCAGGGUACACCUACUGUGGAGCUUGUGCAGCACAUGCCUACAAGCAGGUUGAUCCCUCUAUUACUCGUAGAGUGUUCAUCCUUGGACCAUCACACCACGUGGCCCUUUCCCGCUGUGCCCUGUCACCUGCACACAUCUAUAGAACACCUCUCUAUGACCUGAGAGUCGACCAGAAGAUUUAUUCUGACCUCUGGAAAACUGGGUUGUUUGAGCGGAUGAGUCUGAAGACGGAUCAAGACGAGCACAGUAUUGAAAUGCACUUGCCUUACAUUGCUAAAGCCAUGGAGAGCCGCAAAGAUGAGUUUAGCAUCAUCCCUGUGCUUGUGGGUGCCCUGAGUGAGUCUAAGGAACAGGAAUAUGGAAAGGUGCUCAGCAAGUAUCUGGCAGACCCUUCCAACCUUUUUGUAAUCUCAUCUGACUUCUGCCACUGGGGUCAUCGGUUCCACUAUACAUACUACGAUGAAUCUCAAGGGGAGAUCUACAGGUCUAUCGAACAUCUUGAUAAAAUGGGGAUGGGCAUUAUAGAGCAGCUGGAUCCCAUGUCUUUCACCAACUACUUGAAGAAGUACCGCAACACCAUAUGUGGACGUCACCCAAUUGGAGUGCUGUUAAAUGCUGUGGCCGAGCUGAGGAAGUCUGGUUUAGAAAUGGACUUCUCUUUCCUGAACUACGCCCAGUCAAGUGAGUGCAGGAACAGGCAGGACAGCUCCGUGAGUUAUGCUGCCGGAGCGCUCAUCGUUCAUUGAGGUUGACUUCCGCAGGGGCUAAUGCAGCGCUGCCACCCUGUCCUUACUAUCUAUCGCCAUAACCCCAACACCCUCCCUGUCACCCCGACCCCAGUUGCACCCACUAUUUACUGGAAGGACCUAGACACUCGAAGCCAAUACAGUCCUCUGUCUCUCCCUCUUCCCAGUUUGAAGUGAGUCUCAGAGAGUUUGGUUGAUGCAUUUUUCUUGAAGUGCGGUUUUGAGAUUAUGUUAGAGCAAAUGGUUUGACGAGAUGGGAAGAAUGCAUAUUAAUUUGGCUUAGUGUACACAUUGGGAGGGAAAUAAUUAUUAGUUGUUUUUUUUGCAAGGACUGUAGUUGUCCUCUUAGUCCAUUUUUGUUUUCCUGAAAAACAGUGGGUUUGAGUUGUAAUGCAAUAUUUACAUUUGGCCUCUUGGCAAUUUGUGCUCAUGUAAUUUGCAUCAGAAAAGGAAUAAAAAAUAAAACUGCAGCUCGAAAUGGAGAACACUGAAAUGUUGCCAGAUAAUAAUGAAGUGAGUGUUUUGACUGACUGCUUUAACAGUGUCAUGGGAAAUUUCUACUAAUGCAUAACGUCCUAUAUUGUAGUUGCUAAUAAAGGGCUGCACCCAACAGAGUUCACUAACUCCCUGUACAAAACCAAAAACAUUAUUACCCUCAUAUUAGCUGAUCAAAUAUGAUCUUUUAUUCACAUUUUAUUCCUUUUCAUUUAUUCCUUUUUUUAGUACUAUUACUAGGCACAAUGGUAUUUACUUAAUUAGUGUUCAGAUUUGAACAAAAGCAGUGUGAUCAGUGAAGCUGCAAAGUCAACAACAUAGUUUACCUUUUAAAUUAGCUGUGCAACACUGCUCCCAGAUUCCAUACAUGUGUAGCAUCAUAGAUAUGUUUUUCCGGGUCCAGACUGUGGUUAAACGUUUGCCACAGGACUGUCAUCAAACUUGGAUAUAUUGUGCAAAAGACUCCAACACUGACAUCUCUAGUCUUUGUUUACACUGCCACCUUAAAUCUCUGUUGUUAUUGAACUGUCAAAUAGAAGACUCUAUUAGAGUUAUAGAUGUACAGUAGGUCAUAGUUCAGUAAAUGAGGUUAGGUUUGUUGCACAUUCAGAUCUGUUAGAGCAGCAUCACUUUUGUUUUGCCUGGAACAAAAUAGCGAGGUGGUUAAGGCUUAGAUGGUCUGAUAAACUGAUUGAACUGUUACUAAAUCUAUUUGUUAGGUUGUAAUUUACAGCUCUUUCUCGUCAUACAGUAUGAUUUGAUUUAAGAAUACAAAAUGUUAUUGGGAAGAUUUCGGUCUUUAUCCUCAAUCAAAUGUUUGUAUUUACAGUUUUGCUGCUCUCCAUUCAAUGAGAGUAUUUUUAUGACAAGAUUAGCAAACAUGAAUGAAUGGAGUUCAGCACAGAGUUAUUAUGUAAUGCUUCUAUCCUUGGGUGACAGAUGCUGUUGGAUGUAAACGUAUAAUAUACUGUAUUUUUCAGUUAUUUGCAGUGUAAUCCUGCUGCCUGAAAUAUUCCUGCAAUAUUUUCAUGUAUUUUCAAACUGCAUUUAAAAUAUGAAUACAGAAAUGUGCCACCUAAGGCUUUCAGUAAGAUUAUGACAUCUUUGUCAGUGGCUGCCUUAUGAUGCCACAUUCCCAUCAACACGAUGCAGUCCACUAACACUGGUCUCCCUCUUUCAGCGCCAUUUCAAUAUCUGGUUGAACCAAGUGAGCAUAGACUGAUAACUGAAUCUCUGAUGUUUCUGAUGCUAAUUUAAGGGAAACUAGUAAAGCAUGACACACUGUGUGCUAUUGUGCCUUUUAUCACUGUUGCACAUAUACAUAUAAAGCUUUUUCUCUUUUUUAGUCUUAUUCUAAAAUGUGUACUUUUAGUUAUUGUUUUUUUUCUACAUGUAUCAUCCCUCCUUUGCCUAUAGUGUCCGACAAUGCCUCCAUGUCACCCAGCACUCCAGGUGUAUUUGACCUGUCCCUUGUAUCUGUUGGCCCAAAAUGGCACCAACUGUUAUCUCCUCUCUCCAGCAGGGAGUGGUAUACUGUUCUCUCCACCUCACCUCAUUCCUGUAGAGAGAGAGAGAGGCAAAGGCUGAACCUCAACACUGUUCGUUUUCUGUUAAUGGAUCUUUGUUUGUCUCUUAGAAAAUGAUUUUUGUAUUAUUUGUCUCUUGCUUAGAGAAUGGGAACUUACACAACACAAACCUAAAAUAUACUACUUAACUGCUCCAUGAAUGGAGUUGUUUCGAUCUCAGGUUCCACUGACAAAGCAUCCCAAAAUCCUUCAAUAAAGGCUGUGGAUUCAUGUUACAAACAAGUAAAAUGUACUGAAAAGCC